AUGGCUCGGGUGCAAGGACAAAGGAAGCAAAGCAAUUUCGCGGGCCGGCAUUGCCAGUUUGCCUUUUCCGGCCGUUGUUACAAACGGUACUUUGCUCCAGCUUUUAGGGUAAGGAAGUGCCGGACCUCUGCUUUUAAGGUAAGGCACCUAUGGAGCGGUGAGCAGUAA
Molecule: messenger RNA, 168 nt
Organism: Gaeumannomyces tritici R3-111a-1
Lineage: Eukaryota; Fungi; Ascomycota; Sordariomycetes; Magnaporthales; Magnaporthaceae
Exons: 3
Coding region: 1-168 (55 amino acids)
Source: RefSeq, a predicted model, not a curated record